AGCGGAAGAAGACGUCCGUCGCCGGAAGUGUCGUGUUCAUAGAAACACUCAUCAGCAUUUCACUUCCAAGCGUUUGGAGUCAAACGUGUUUAUUUCAAACGCAAUUUAAACCGAAGAGAAUCUGAAGAUAUGGCGCAUUUAACGACAAACCCGGCGGAUAAAGAGCGGUUUUUGUGCAUCUAUCCAGCAUACAUCAACAGUAAAAAGACACUAGCAGAAGGCAGAAGAAUACCUGCAGAGAAGGCUGUGGAGAACCCAUCGUGUGCUGAGAUCCGGGACGUUCUCACCGCCGCUGGACUCAAUGUUCUUGUGGAGAACAAGAUGUACCCGCGCGAAUGGAACAGAGACGUUCAGUUCAGAGGAAGAGUGCGGAUUCAGCUCAAACUCGAGGAUGGAAGUUUGUGCCAAGAGAAGUUUGGAUCUAGGAAAGAUGUGAUGUUUUAUGUAGCGGAGAUGAUCCCCAAACUAAAGAGCAGAACCCAGAAGAGCGGCGGAGCCGAGGCAGGAUCACAGCAGGGAGAAGGAGGGAAGAAAGGAAAGAAGAAGAAGAAGUAGAUGACAGAAGGUCAUGUGUUCGCACGCCGUGGUUUGGUUCCUUUUUGACUAAUGGCUGAUUUUUGUUGGACUCCAGAUGUUUGAGCGUCUCUAUGUUUUCAUUAUACACACUCAUUGGCACCUGAUGGACAUUCGUUUGUGCGCCACCGUUCUUUAGUUCUUACUAUUCGCUGACCUCUGACACAACAGCAAGACCAAGGUGUUUCUGUUAAUUACUGAUGAUGGAUUGCAUAUAAACGGGUGCUGACAGAGCUCAAAAUACACCGGCUGCUUGUAUGACGGCGUCUUUCAGCACUCCUGUCAGUUUUUUUAGAUGCGUUUGUCCCGCCGCGGAGGAUCAGUGUUUUGACACGGCUGUAACAGGCUGCGAAAUGCCAGUGCUUGUGUCCUUCAGCGCACCUGUUCGCACGGCACGGCGGCCCGAGCGUCUACUGUCACAUGAAUAUUUCCGUCUGUCUGAAUGUGUGAAAUAAAGAGUAUGGAACAGCAGUUAA
Molecule: messenger RNA, 1049 nt
Organism: Labeo rohita (rohu)
Lineage: Eukaryota; Metazoa; Chordata; Actinopteri; Cypriniformes; Cyprinidae
Gene: srp19
Product: signal recognition particle 19
Exons: 5
Coding region: 130-555 (141 amino acids)
Biological process (GO): SRP-dependent cotranslational protein targeting to membrane, signal sequence recognition; SRP-dependent cotranslational protein targeting to membrane
Cellular component (GO): signal recognition particle, endoplasmic reticulum targeting
Molecular function (GO): 7S RNA binding
Source: RefSeq, a predicted model, not a curated record